This is a messenger RNA of Cololabis saira (Pacific saury), 2337 nucleotides long. RefSeq names its product ALG9 alpha-1,2-mannosyltransferase (gene alg9). Gene Ontology annotation, molecular function: alpha-1,2-mannosyltransferase activity. Gene Ontology annotation, cellular component: endoplasmic reticulum membrane. Gene Ontology annotation, biological process: protein N-linked glycosylation. Bases 17 to 1861 code for a protein of 614 amino acids. The transcript has 15 exons. The record is from RefSeq and is a predicted model, not a curated record. NCBI's taxonomy places the organism in Eukaryota, Metazoa, Chordata, Actinopteri, Beloniformes, Belonidae.
GCUCGGAAGCGCAGCGAUGGUAAACAUGGCGGCCAAGGCGCUCCGGCAGCGCAGCAGGCGAGGAAGCAGGCAGGAUGCAAACAACAUCCCCGCAGAAACCCGGCCGCCAAAGGAGGAGAAAGUCGUCGAGGACAGUAAGGUCACAGAGACUCGACAGGAGUCAAUAAGCCGCGGAGGGCAGGUAUGGGCUCCAGAAGGAUCAACGGCGUUUAAAUGCCUCCUUUCUGCACGCUUCUGUGCAGCGUUGCUCAGCAACAUCUCAGACUGCGACGAGACGUUCAACUACUGGGAGCCUAUGCACUACCUGUUGUACGGGACGGGGAUGCAAACAUGGGAAUACUCUCCGCUCUACGCCAUCAGGUCCUAUGCUUAUUUAUGGUUACACGCCCUUCCCGCUUGUUUACAUGCCCAUGUCCUCCAAACAAACAAGGUGUUGGUGUUCUACUUUGUACGAUGUGUCUUAGCGUUCUGCUGCUGUGUCUGUGAACUCUAUUUCUACAAGGCCGUCUGCAAGAAGUUCGGCCUGCAUGUGGGUCGUCUGAUGUUGGCGUUCCUCGUCCUGAGCACCGGGAUGUUCUGCUCAUCUGCAGCAUUCCUGCCAUCCUCCUUCUGUAUGUAUACAACCCUGGUCGCCAUGACCGGCUGGUUUCAGGACUCGACGCCGUUAGCCGUUAUGGGCGUGGCUGCCGGCGCCAUCAUCGGAUGGCCUUUCUCAGUUUUGAUUGGGGUUCCCAUCGCCUUCGACCUGCUGCUGAUGAGGAGGGAGUGGAAGAGUUUCAUGACCUGGUCAGUUCUCGCGCUGCUUCUGCUGCUGGUUCCCCUGGUGGCCGUGGACUCUUUCUUUUAUGGCAAACUAGUCAUAGCGCCACUCAAUAUCCUACUGUACAACGUCUUUACGCCACAUGGACCCGAUCUGUAUGGAACUGAACCGUGGCAUUUCUACUUCCUGAACGGGGUCCUGAACUUCAACCUGGUGUUUGUUCUGGCUCUGUUUUCCCUGCCGCUCACCGCCCUGAUGGAGACGCUGCUGCACCGCUUCAACGUGCAGAACCUGGGCCGUCCGUACUGGCUGACGCUGUCUCCCAUGUAUCUGUGGAUGCUGGUUUUCUUCACCAGACCUCACAAGGAAGAGCGCUUCCUCUUCCCCAUCUACCCCCUCAUCUGCCUCAGCGGGGCGGUGGCGCUGUCCUCCUUACAGAAAUGCUACCACUUCCUGUUCCAGCGGUACCGGCUGGAGCACUACACCGUCUCCUCCAACUGGUUGGCUCUGAGUGCCGUGGUCGUCUUCACGGUGGCGUCGCUCUCUCGCUCGGUGGCCCUCUUCAGAGGCUACCACGCCCCCCUGGACCUCUACCCCGAGUUUCACCGCAUCGCCAAGGAUCCCACGCUGCACUCGGUCCCUGAAGGCAGACCGGUCAGCGUGUGUGUCGGUAAAGAGUGGUACCGCUUCCCCAGCAGCUUCCUUCUACCCCACAACUGGCAGCUUCACUUCAUCCAGUCUGAGUUCAGAGGGCAGCUUCCCCAGCCGUACGCCUCGGGUCCCGGGGCCACGCAGGUCGUCCCUGCUAACACCAACGACCAGAACCUGGAGGAGCCAUCUCGAUACAUGGAUGUAAAGCAGUGCCACUACCUGGUGGACUUUGACACGGAUGAAGUCGCUCCUCUCGAACCACGUUACUCGGCUAACAAAGAGGAGUGGAACAUCAUCGCUUAUAAACCUUUCCUUCAGGCAUCAAGGUCGUCUCCUCUCUUCAGAGCGCUCUACGUCCCGUUUAUAUCGGACCACCACACCACCUACAGGCGCUACGUCAUCCUGAAGCCUCGGCGGCAAAAGCAGCCUCGCAAGCGGACCCACGGCUGACGUUCGGACCUCAGAGCGCCUCCCAAUACCAACCCCCUCUUUCAGGAGAAGUCGAUCGCUUCCUCUCGGGACAGCUGAUGAAACUAAUGAAGAGAUCUGACCCCUUCUCAAAGGCCUCGCGCGGUUCUGGGGUCGUGUGACGAGAAGAUGCUGUGUUCAGGUGUGAUUGGCCGACAUCAGCUGGACAUCCCCCUACUUUUGUUUCUGUGUGGUAACGAAUGUCUCUCAGGGCCCCCCCCCCCCCCCCCCCCCCCCCCACGACCGGCCGUGACGCACACAUCCACGUGUUUCUCUUCAUAUUGUACUUGAAAAUGUGGCCUCGGUGGACGACUUCAUCUGAACAGUCUUGUCGCUGCGCUCGUCUCCACAUGGACAAAGUACGACUGGUGAGGGGUGAAAACCAGGGUGUGUCAUUCAUCUACGUUGGAAAGUUAAUAAUAAAAACUUGAUUUACUGUGAGUGCAGGACUUUUUCUU